Siniperca chuatsi (mandarin fish) is the source of this 3431-nucleotide messenger RNA. It is a transcript of the gene serac1, whose product is annotated as serine active site containing 1. The coding region runs from base 678 to 2693 and encodes 671 amino acids. The record is from RefSeq and is a predicted model, not a curated record. The transcript is spliced from 16 exons. NCBI's taxonomy places the organism in Eukaryota, Metazoa, Chordata, Actinopteri, Centrarchiformes, Sinipercidae.
AGUCGUGGAGAACAUUACGGUAGUUGUUUUAAAUCUUGUCAGUCGAUAAAUAAAGGUAAUGUCACUGUUUAACAAUGAAAACAUUAACCCACACGAAAAGGUUAACUUAAUCAGUCAGCUGGAUAGGUUACAGUUGGCGUUAGUAAGCUAGCGGUCUAUAUCCCUAUUACUAAAAGUGAAACGUUAGCCAAAAGCUAAGUAUUGAGUAAAUUAGUGUUAGCUAACCGUUAAUUUAGCUUGACCCGUUGUUACAGUUUAACUGCAGUGUUUAUGUUAACCUUAACGCUAUGAGUGUCACAAGGCUUGCUUUAGUGUAACACAAAGCUGAAUGAUGGGGUUGGACUGACAGUUGAGGUGGCAGUCGCAACUAGCUUAGUUUUUCCAAGUUAACUGCAGCUAACAUUAGCUAACGCUAGCUAGAGGACUUGUUAAUCAUGUGAUGCCUUACAUUAGUGGACUGAUAGUUGGUAUUAAUAAUUGUCAGUUGGUUAUAUGUUGGUACCGUCGAUGGUUCGGUCAUUAGAGCCUUGUAGCUGGUUCGCCCAGGGCAAUUAUAUGUGUUUUACAUUAAAUUAGCUUUAGCAAAAGUGUCAUUGGCCACACUAUGAUAUGUAACGUUACAUUUCAUGUGUGAGGUAGGCGUAGUUUGGAAUAAGUGAUUAGUCUUGUUUGGUGGUAUGAUUAACUUCGGCCCAUCAUACUGGGGGAUAUGCAGGCGGAGGAUGUCUGGUGCAACUUUACGUUUGAUCCGCUGUCGGAAACUGAGUACAGCUGGAGUGAAGAAAGUGCUUCAGUGGAAGGAUUUAAGGAAGGUUGCUAAAGUUACUGGUGCAGUUGUAUUGGGGGGCUGUCUUUUUAUCACUUAUGAAAUGGUGGCCUUGGACAAGGCUGUUACCAUUGACACUAGUGCAAUUCUUCAGGAGAAGUACAAGUCAUACAUCUAUCUGAGAGCCACUCCCUCAGAUGAAAAGGAGAACCUUGCGGCAGGGCUCACACACAAAGCAAGGAGGGAACUUCAUAAGGCAGCAAGGCGGUUUCUGGAAAUAUCAUCUAGACUUUUGCGGCAAUCAUUAGAUGAGCACUUUAGCCAUGUGGAUGCAGACCCACAUGAGGUGGCAUUAUGGGUCUUACUAAAGAGGACACAGUCAGCCGAUAAAGCCAUCAGACUACAGGCUGUACAGGAGCUUGCAGGCAAUCACCACUGGCACGACUACCAGUACCAGACAGCAGCCCAGAUUAUAGACCAGCGAACUGCAGUGGCCCUGGCCCGGACUCCUCAGGUAGACCUUCGAUUCUUCCUGCGCUCACCUGCACUGCCUGACCUGGAGGAUGGUUUAUCAGCAGAGGAUGGACUGAGGCAGCUGCUGGGGUCUCUGCCUCAGUCUGAGGUGGACGAAUGUGUUCAGUACUUUACUUCACUGGCCCUCAGAGAGAGCACCCAGUCCUUGGCAACACAACGGGGUGGUCUGUGGUGUUUUGGUGGUAAUGGGCUGCCUUACGCCCAGAGCCUCACCUCUGUUCCCUCUGAGAAGGUGGAAUCCUUCUGCCUACAGGCACUGGUACAGCACUCAAAGGUCCAGAGCCACUGUGACCACAUAGUUGCCAAUAGGGGUCUGCAGCUCCUCCAGAGAGUUUAUCAGCUUCGUAGAGACUCCCUGAAGAUUCAGACGGACAUUGUUCGUAUCAUAGGAAAUUUGGCACUCAAUGAGAGUGUUCACCAGGCCAUAGCCCUGUCUGGCUGGGUAUCUGUACUGGCUGAGAUGAUGCAGUCUCCUCAUGCCAUCCAGGCAUCUCAUGCAGCCCGCGCUCUGGCCAACCUGGAUAGGGAGACGGUGAAAGAGAAAUACCAAGACGGCGUCUAUAUCCUCCACCCGCAAACACGUGGCAACCAGCCAAUCAAAGCAGACGUGCUCUUCAUCCAUGGGAUUCUAGGGGCAGCUUUUAAGACGUGGAGGCAGAAGGACCGCAGUAUGUUAGAAGAAGAGAAGGAGGCAGAAAGCAGGGAUGACUACACAGAGUGCUGGCCAAAGUCAUGGCUGGCAGCUGACUGUCCAAAUCUGAGAGUACUAUCAGUGGAGUAUGACAGUCACCUCAGUGACUGGAUGGCCCAGUGUCCCGCUGAGAAUCAGAGGAAGUCCUUGGCCUACAGAAGUCAAGAGCUGCUAAAGAAGUUAAAGUUGGCAGGAGUCGGAGAGAGGCCUGUGGUGUGGGUAGCCCACAGUAUGGGAGGAUUGCUUGUGAAGAAAAUGCUGCUGGAUGCCUCAGAGGACCCGGAUAUGCGUGAACUGUUAAAGAACACCAAGGGCAUUAUGUUCUAUAGUGUUCCUCACCACGGCACCUUUAUGGCAGAGUACUCGGUCAAUGUCAGAUAUCUCCUCUUUCCCUCUAUAGAAGUCAGAGAACUCUGUAAAGACUCACCAGCACUGCGCAACCUGAAUGAGAACUUCUUGAACAUGGCCAAAGAAAAGGAAUUCCAGGUGCUGAGCUUUGCAGAGACCCUUCCAACAAACAUUGGUCCCAUGAUCAAGAUCCUGGUGGUACCGACACAGUCAGCAAAUCUCGGCAUCGGGGAGCUCAUCAAGGUUGACGUAGAUCAUCUCAAUAUCUGCAAGCCAGAGAAGAAGGACUCAUUUCUGUACAAGCGCAGCCUCCAGUUUAUCCAGGAAGCUCUGCGGAGCUACAUUAGCCACUGACUGAAAUAUAUGAACACAAACACACUGAUACAACCAACUGUUUACUUGAAAUGGGGGCAAUCACUGUCACCCACCCCCAAACCAAAUGGAAACAUAACUGCCUCUCCUUGUUGCACAUUUAAAACUACUAACGUGGUCAUAGCAUUAUUAGGGAAAUUAAAUUUAUUUUACACAUUGAUUUCUGUGAAGAGUUGUCAGUUGUGAUGAAAGAAACCUGGGUGUUCAUUUUGUUCUCCCAGUCAUGCUACUAGAUUGGUCUCUCUCACUACUGAGUCAGAUGAAUUUUAAAAAUUGUCAUAAUUUUUUAAGAACAUAUUUACAAUGUUUACAAGUAAGUUCAGAUCAUGAAAUAUUCUAGAUUUUAUUUUUCUGGCACUUUUUUCCAUUUCAACUUAGACUUACUUGUUUAACAUAUGGUAUCAUACUAUACUUAAAGAUGCACUGACAUGUCAUUGCCACUAAUGUUCCUCAGUAUUUUUGACCAGAGCAAUGGUUUAAGAUUUUAUUUUUAAAUGUAUGUAUUUUAUUCUAACUACAGUAUGACAGUCAUAUUGUCUGCCAAAACAUAUUCCUUCCUGAACUUCACCACAAAUGGACCUGCAUCAAUAUUCAUUCAGGAUGCUUUAUUUAUUUGUGUGGGACUAAUCAAGCAAUUGGUUUUUAAUCUCCAUGUGUUUGUAGUCCAAAUUGCCACUAGCAAUGCUGACAAUGAAUAAAUGUAUGAAGUUGGAGGCUUUA